AAAGUUACUGAGAAUUGUAGGAGUUGACUUCCCUUUGAGAGGCGAUUGGACAACAUUUGAGUUUUACCUGAUAUAAAUAGAUGAGUGAAGGACUUAACAAACGCUGAAAGGCAAAUUCUUCUACUCAAACAGCAAACCCACCCAAGAGUUAAGAAUCAUGAGGUACGAUGUAUUAUUUCAUUUGCUGAUCCUCUUGCCGGUGUGCUCAUCUUACACUUACCAAAAUGUAGCUUUACGCGGCAAAGCUACACAGUCUUCUCAGUACAAAGGGGAUUCGUGGAAAGCAUUUGUAAGUGCCUCCAAUGCUAUUGAUGGAAACCUAAAUGCUGACCUUACAAAGGGAUCUUGCACCCACACCGAUACUGAAAACAACCCCUGGUGGAGAGUGGACCUGCUGGACUCAUAUAUAGUCACCAAGGUCGUCAUCACCAACAGAGGAGACUGCUGUGCGGAGAACCUCAAUGGUGUGGAGGUUCGCAUCGGAAACUCUUUACGACAAGAUGGCACUGCAAACCCACUGGUUGCUACCGUUUCUACUGCUGCAUCUGGAAGCUCUUAUGCAAUGAAUUUUACUGAGCGUGUGGAAGGACGUUAUGUGACCAUUAUAGCACCUGGUGCGAACAGGGUUCUACAUGUCUGUGAAGUGGAGGUCUAUGGAUACCGCGCCCCGACUGAAGAAAAUGUGGCAGUUUAUGGAAAAGCUUCACAGUCAACAGUUUAUCCUGGAGCCAUUGCCUACAACGCUAUUGAUGGGUAUCGUGAAGGCCUCUUUAGCCAGGGUUCCUGCAGUGCCACAAAUAAUGACUUCAACCCCUGGUGGAGACUGGACCUGGGAAGAACCUAUAAAGUGUUCAAUAUUAACAUAACCAAUCGGGUAGAAGUUCCUACUCGAAUUAACGGAGCUGAAAUUCGUAUUGGAAAUUCACUUGACAACAAUGGAAAUAACAAUCCCAGGUGUGCUGUGAUCUCAACCAUCGCUGCAGGUUUUACUGAAACCUUUCAGUGCAACGGCAUGGAUGGUCGAUACAUCAACGUUGUCAUACCUGGAAGAAAUGAGUAUCUCACUCUGUGUGAGGUGGAGGUGUACGCAUCGAGACUGGAUUAUCUGUCCGUGGAAAUGAAGCAGGAGUACCAGGACCUCAUCCUGCACCUUGAGGGCUGUGGCCGGUCCUCUGUGGUGGCAGAGGCAGAGCACCCGGGCGGCUGGAACACGGAUCGCUCCCACGCCCGUAAAGUCAAGUCCUACCAGGUGGAGAACCACUGGUACCAGAACUACUCCACCAAUCAGAGCUGCCGCAUCCCCGUCUGCCUUGCCGCCCGUUCCUAUGGCGACGAGUUGCUGAUAGUUCUGGAAGAUCUGGAUGUGGAGGAAACACUCAAAGGCAAAUCUCUCUCCUCAAACAGAAAACCUACCAAAGAAUCAAGAAUCAUGAGGUACGGUGUUCUGUUUCAUUUGCUGCUCCUCCUGCCAGUGUGCUCAGCUUACACUUACCAAAAUGUGGCUUUACGCGGCAAAGCUACACAGUCUUCUCAGUUCAAAGGGGAUCCGUGGAAUGCAUUUGUAAGUGCCUCCAAUGCUAUUGAUGGAAACCUAAAUUCUGACCUUACAAAGGGAUCUUGCACCCACACUGAUGGUGAAAACAACCCCUGGUGGAGAGUGGACCUGCUGGACUCAUAUAUAGUCACCAAGGUCGUCAUCACCAACAGAGGAGACUGCUGUGGAGAGCGACUCAAUGGUGUGGAAGUUCGCAUCGGAAACUCUUUGCAAAAAGAUGGCACUGCAAACCGACUGGUUGCUACCAUUUCUACUGCUGCAGCUGGAAGCUCUCAUUCAAUAAAACUUUCUAAGCGUGUGGAAGGACGUUAUGUGACCAUUAUAGCACCUGGUGUGAACAGGGUUAUAAAUAUCUGUGAAGUGGAGGUCUAUGGAUACCGCGCCCCGACUGAAGAAAAUGUGGCAGUUUAUGGAAAAGCUUCACAGUCAACAGUUUAUCCUGGAGCCAUUGCCUACUACGCUAUUGAUGGGAACCGUGCAGCACUGUGGAGCCAGAGUUCCUGCAGCUCCACAAAUAAUGACUUUAGCCCCUGGUGGAGACUGGACCUGGGAAGAACCUAUAAAGUGUUCAAAAUUCACAUAACAAAUCGGGUAGAAGUUCAUACUCGAAUUAACGGAGCUGAAAUUCGUAUUGGAAAUUCACUUGACAACAACGGAAAUAACAAUCCCAGGUGUGCUGUGAUCUCAACCAUCGCUCCAGGUGUUACUGAAACCUUUCAGUGCAACGGCAUGGAUGGUCGAUACAUCAACGUUGUAAUACCUGGAAGAAAUGAGUAUCUCACUCUGUGUGAGGUGGAGGUGUACGCAUCGAGACUGAAUCGCCGGCAGGCCCAGCCUGUGGCGAGCCGUAGGGAAUCCACGGGGAGGGACCAGGGAGCCCUCCCAGUCAACGAGGUACUGGUGACCCCGACCGCGCCGACGGGAAGCCACAAUCCUGCGGACAGAGAAUGCAGGAUGACCGUCAAUAAGACGGGAAGCGGGAUCGAGCGGAGGCAGGGACGUACGUCCUCCCCUGUGGACAUGACGCAGGGACAGGCUCGGUCUUACCUGCCCGCUCUCAAGGACGUAGCCCAGGAAGCCGGAUCUUCGAAAACGUGGGACGGAUUGGUGGGUCUGGGACUGCAGGUAGAUUAUGCGGUCAGCUGUCCCAUUGCUCAUCGGAGCUCCACUCGUACUCGGGCCAGCUUGUGCAUCAUCCCUCUCCUGCUGCAGACGGCUCCUUUCGGCCUCCAACUGCUGGACUCGGGCACGGAGUUCUUGAAGUUCCUCAGCCAUCGCACCGGGAACGUUGAUCUUUGUUCACAGCUGGAAAUCUCCAGCCAGGUCCCACGAUAUCUGUCCGUGGAAAUGAAGCAGGAGUACCAGGACCUCAUCCUGCACCUUGAGGGCUGUGGCCGGUCCUCUGUGGUGGUCAAACACAUCAAGUUUCCGGAAGAGGCAGAGCACCCGGGCGGCUGGAACACGGAUCGCUCCCACGCCCGUAAAGUCAGGUCCUACCAGGUGGAGACCCACUGGUACCAGAACUACUCCACCAAUCAGAGCUGCCGCAUCCCCGUCUGCCUUGCCGCCCGUUCCUAUGGCGACGAGUUGCUGAUAGUUCUGGAAGAUCUGGAUGUGGAGGAAACACUCAAAGGCAAAUCUCUCUCCUCAAACAGAAAACCUACCAAAGAAUCAAGAAUCAUGAGGUACGGUGUUCUGUUUCAUUUGCUGCUCCUCCUGCCAGUGUGCUCAGCUUACACUUACCAAAAUGUGGCUUUACGCGGCAAAGCUACACAGUCUUCUCAGUUCAAAGGGGAGCCGUGGAAUGCAUUUGUAAGUGCCUCCAAUGCUAUUGAUGGAAACCUAAAUGCUGACCUUACAAAGGGAUCUUGCACCCACACUGAUGCUGAAAACAGCCCCUGGUGGAGAGUGGACCUGCUGGACUCAUAUAUAGUCACCAAGGUCGUCAUCACCAACAGAGGAGACUGCUGUGGAGAGCGACUCAAUGGUGUGGAAGUUCGCAUCGGAAACUCUUUGCAAAAAGAUGGCACUGCAAACCGACUGGUUGCUACCAUUUCUACAGCUGCAUCUGGAAGCUCUUAUUCAAUAAAAUUUUCUAAGCAUGUGGAAGGACGUUAUGUGACCAUUAUAGCACCUGGUGCGAACAGGGUUCUACAUAUCUGUGAAGUGGAGGUCUAUGGAUACCGCGCCCCGACUGAAGAAAAUGUGGCAGUUUAUGGAAAAGCUUCACAGUCAACAGUUUAUCCUGGAGCCCUUGCCUACUACGCUAUUGAUGGGAACCGUGCAGCACUGUGGAGCCAGAGUUCCUGCAGUUCCACAAAUAAUGACUUUAGCCCCUGGUGGAGACUGGACCUGGGAAGAACCUAUAAAGUGUUCAAAAUUCACAUAACCAAUCGGGUAGAAGUUCAUACUCGAAUUAACGGAGCUGAAAUUCGUAUUGGAAAUUCACUUGACAACAACGGAAAUAACAAUCCCAGGUGUGCUGUGAUCUCAACCAUCGCUGCAGGUGUUACUGAAACCUUUCAGUGCAACGGCAUGGAUGGUCGAUACAUCAAUGUUGUCAUACAUGGAAGAAAAGAGUAUCUCACUCUGUGUGAGGUGGAGGUGUACGCAUCGAGACUGGAUUAAAGUUUUCAUGACAACACUGUGGUUUAAAGUUAAAGCUUAAAGUUAAAGCUGAAUGAUUCAUUUUGAUCACUAGAGGGGGUAAAAAGUCUUAUGAAUAUCUGAUUGUAUUCUGAUUGUAUUGAAAACCAAAAUUAAACUCUAUGGGGAAAGCAGUUCUGAGCUGGUGUAGGCUUCUGAUGAACCAAUCAUGUACUUUUGGGACACUGUGGGAUGCUUGCUGGGUCUGAUUUUGAAACAUAAGCAACAAUUUGAGACUACAGGUUGAAAAACAAAUAUAAAAGAAAAAGCAACAAAUUUAUCAGUUAAUGUAAAACUAAGAGUUAUAAUGUGUAACUUUUCCAAAUCUUGUCUUUUGAUAUAAUCUAUCAGACAAUCAAACUAUCUUAUGAUCUGUCUCAUAGGUCUCUUUCAUUCUGUGGUUUAUUCAACUGGUCUGAAAUCUGGUGUAUAUUUCUUUAUUAAAUCGCUAUAAUAAGUCUG
This is a messenger RNA of Gambusia affinis (western mosquitofish), 4663 nucleotides long. RefSeq lists its product as uncharacterized. The record is from RefSeq and is a predicted model, not a curated record. The coding region runs from base 158 to 4183 and encodes 1341 amino acids. NCBI's taxonomy places the organism in Eukaryota, Metazoa, Chordata, Actinopteri, Cyprinodontiformes, Poeciliidae. The transcript is spliced from 26 exons.